Empidonax traillii (willow flycatcher) is the source of this 2203-nucleotide messenger RNA. RefSeq names its product Rab interacting lysosomal protein like 1 (gene RILPL1). The record is from RefSeq and is a predicted model, not a curated record. Gene Ontology annotation, biological process: cilium assembly. The transcript is spliced from 7 exons. The coding region runs from base 141 to 1349 and encodes 402 amino acids. Gene Ontology annotation, molecular function: protein dimerization activity. Gene Ontology annotation, cellular component: ciliary basal body; cytoplasm. Lineage: Eukaryota; Metazoa; Chordata; Aves; Passeriformes; Tyrannidae.
AGUUUAAACACCCCCGGCCGCGCCGCCCCGGAGUUCGCGGGACGUGCCGGGGAGCGGCUGCCAGGGGGGCCCGGCCCGGCCCGCCCCGCCCGGAGCGCCCCCGCCGCCGCCUGUGCGGGAGCCGCGGGGCCGGCGGAGCCAUGGACGGCGGCGGCGGCGGGGCCUCCCCCGCGCUGGAGAAGAACGCGGCGGAGCUGACGGUCAUGGACGUGUACGACAUCGCCUCGGCCGUGGGGCAGGAGUUCGAGCGGGUCAUCGACCAGCACGGCUGCGAGGCCAUCGCCCGCCUCAUGCCCAAGGUGGUGCGGGUGCUGGAGAUCCUGGAGGUGCUCGUGAGCCGCAACCACAUCAACCCCGAGAUGGAGGAGCUGCGCCUGGAGCUCGACCGCCUGCGCCUCGAGAGGAUGGACCGCAUCGAGAAGGAGCGCAAGCACCAGAAGGAAUUAGAGCUGGUGGAGGAUGUCUGGAGAGGGGAAGCACAGGACCUUCUCACCCAAAUUGCACAGCUGCAGGAGGAGAAUAAACAACUGAUGACAAACUUGUCUCACAAAGACAUUAAUUUCACAGAAGAGGAGUUUCAGAAGCAUGAAGGGAUGUCAGAGAGAGAGCGGCAAGUCAUGAAGAAGCUGAAGGAAGUGGUUGAUAAACAGAGGGAUGAAAUCAGAGCAAAGGACCGGGAACUCGGACUUAAAAAUGAGGAUGUAGAGGCUCUUCAGCAGCAGCAGAACAGGUUAAUGAAGAUUAACCACGACCUGAGGCACCGGAUCACGGUGGUGGAGGCGCAGGGGAAGGCCCUGAUCGAGCAGAAGGUGGAGCUGGAAGCGUAUCUGCAAACCAAGGAGCAGGAGAUGGGCACCCUGAGGGCAGAGCUGGGCAAGCUCCGAGAGAAACUGCAGGGUGAGGACAGCCAGGAGAGCCACAACGGGGAGGAAGGGAAGGCAGAACCAAACAAUGAUGAGUGUCUGUCAGAGUCAGAAAAGAUGGCACUGGACUUGAAAGAUCCCAAUCGGCCGAGGUUCACCUUGCAGGAGCUGCGGGACGUCCUUCACGAGAGGAACGAGCUGAAAUCCAGGGUGUUUUUACUUCAAGAGGAGCUUCUGUAUUACAAAAGUGAGGAAAUGGAAGAAGAAACCAGACCCCCUCAACCUCCCCCCAUAAUUCAGCCAAAACCCUCAACUCAACCUGAAUCUGGAAUCAAACGACUGUUUAGCUUCUUCUCCCGCGAUAAGAAACGUUUGCAGGCGGCGCAGAGAAACGUCCACUUCCAGGGGACUUUUGGGGAAUGGUCAAAUUCGAGUAGGGACGACUCCUACAUGGAACAAGGCCAGGAAGCCCUGCAGCACCUGUGACUGAAGCCCUGAGUGUCCUGUUUGCUGCAGUGGAUCCCACAGAGCCGUGCCCAGAAGCUCCCGUAAAGCACCGCGGCAGCUCCUCACUGGUUUCACCUCGCACACCUCGGGGUGGUUCCAGACCCUCCCGAAGGGAUCCCUCGCUGUUCCCUUGGGGACUGUUUGCUGCAAACGGAGCCCGAGCUUUGUAGUAACAGUUGCUGCCACCCUGGGACGUGGAAGCUCCUAGAUGACUUGUUCUGUGCUGAAUAACAAGUCCACAGUCUUGUUCUCGCAUUAACUACAGUAACACAAGCUUCUUGAAACCAAAAAAGGACCCGUGCCGUUGUUAGAAGUUUGUUUGCAGUGUCCAGCACCUAGUACAGGGCAAAGACUCUUCCACCCUGGUUGUUAACACUAUUGGUUGUUUGCUUUUUCAUUUCUGUGAGAAUUUUUUUUUCAAGAGGGACACGACAGCCGGACCCCCUCGGUGGCAGCUCGAGCUGUGCUGUGUCCCGUCCGUGCCGCUGGCAUCGGCACCCUGAGGAGGAGCCCCUGGGAAGCCACCUGGCCCAGGGAGAAACUGGAGCGGCCUCGGGAGGGGCACUGAGUGUGCAUUUCCCUCGUGCUUAGAGUGCCUAAAGCAUGAAGAGUCCUGGAUGAGGUGAGCGUGCCUUGUGUUUUGCCCUGAGUUCUGCAGUGUUAAUGGAGUACAAAUUGCUCACAGGGAGGAAUCCCAACUCUUGGAUUGUUUCCUUCUUACUGGGGACUCCCCUCCUCCAAGAGCAGCAGGCAGCUGCUGGAAAGGAAUUGGAGCUUUCCCUCAGACAAGUUUUGAAUGAAGUCACACUCCAGUUUCCUGUCCAGGUAAAAGU